UUAAAGGAAAUAUCGAUUUUUCAAAGAAAGGAUUUUUCGAAGGUUUUGAGCGAUGAAUGGGAAUAGAGUAUACCCUACUUCUGUGUUUCUUAUAAAGGACCUGCAUUCCAACAUAAGCUUUUAGUUCCUAGCCUGACGUGUCGUUCGUCAGUCGUGUCUUCUUCAGUUCAAGCGAUCAGUGAUCAGGAAUUAUCGAAACUUUCACGGGAGCAGAGGGAAGUCUCAUUAAUUUCUAACACGCUCGCUAAGGCGAUUCGUGAUUUACCUUAAGAUUCGACUCCCACCUUCGACCGGCUUGACGAGAUAGCGCACGUGCAUACUCGUCGAGGCAGGUAUACGAGCAAAGAGCGAGGAGGUAGUGACAAUCGAGUUACGGCUUCCUUUUAUCAGUCAAGCUGAACCGCGCGAAGUACGCGGAUCAACCAAGACACUGAGCGUGCGUUCCAAAUAUCAAGGAAAACACCGACUUUCUCUUUGUCUUCAGUGCACGUGAUUUUUAUCAUAACGCUAAAGUUUUAACGGCCUGCUUGUAUAGUGCACGGGUGGUUUAUCGUAAAAUCUCAUGUGAAAAAAAUACAUGACUUGCACAGAAGAAAAGACACAUCCAGUUUCACUGUGAUUCAGAGAAAAACGUCAAGAUCCUUACUGCUACCAUAAAUAACGGAUUUUUUCACCAAUCAGAAUCUAUUGAAGAACUUCGACACGCUGGCGUACAUUCAACCUGAGAUACCUACGUUAAGACCUGCGAAAAUAGGCAGGAGCAAUGUAAACUUGUCGCAGAUCGAUCCUAAGAUCCUCCGACCCCGUACUAGAUACUACAACAUUGUACGUCAACACCGAAUUCGCCAUGGUCGCUUUUCCGGACUCGACUACUGAGUUAGUGUUGCUGAGCGAUAACGGUCUCAGGUCGCACGACUACAGAAUCCCCAUUAACAUAACGGAACAUGACAAUUCCGGGAAAGUAAAAGAUGAAGCAUUUACUAUGCCUCGCGUCAUGAUGGCGAAUGGGCAGACUAAUUAUGCGUUAAAGAUCGAGAGCAUAGAUACGAUCGACAAGCUAAAUAUCCCGGCGAAAAACAUCAAUAUGGGACCCGACGUUGUGAAGAAAGUCGUCGCUGGUCUAAAGUGCCCCGAUGAUCAGAACGACAAAGACAAAAAGAGCAUGUCCGACGAUAAUCUCGGCAAAAGUGGAGGAUCUCUUUCUAGCGGCAGCUCCAUUGUAACAAUUACUUCGUCGGUCUCCACUUCCACAGAUCCCGAUCCAAAUGGCUCUAAUAGUUCGGAUGGAAACGAGAAUAAAGACAUCAGGACAGAAAAGUGGUGCUACACGAUUUUACAAGUUUCAGUGCCUUUCUUCGUCGCCGGUGUUGGCACUAUUGGCGCCGGCUAUAUUCUUAACACGGUGAAGAACUGGGAGGUGUUCAGGACAGUCUCACAACUAUUGAUCUUAGUGCCUGCGCUACUUGGAUUAAAAGGAAAUCUCGAUAUGUGCUUGGCGUCGCGACUGAGCACGCAAGCGAACUUAGGCAACAUGCACGACUUUCGUGAGACUGUCAAAAUGAUAAUUGGUAACAUCGCUCUGGUGCAAAUCCAGGCGAUCGUCGCGGCUAUCUGUGUGGCGCUGUUCGCUAUGACAGUGGGCGCAAUUACAGACGCCAACAACACUUUCGUCUGGAAUCAUGCGGUGCUGUUGGCGACCUCGAGCGUUAGCACGGCGACCAGUUCCUGCUUCAUCUUAGAUUUCCUCUUGAUCGCCGUCAUCAUGUUAUCGUACCGAUGUAAAUUGAAUCCGGAUAACUUGGCGACUCCCUUGGCGGCGUCCUUCGGUGAUGUCGUGUCCAUCAGUGUUUUAUCCGGCAUCUCGUCGCAGCUCUACCUCAGGUUGGACACCGAGAUAUGGGUGUUAUACGUCAUCCUCGUGUUAUACCUCCUACUCUUACCAUGUUGGAUUAUGAUUGUGUUGAAGAACGAAUACACGAGAAAAGUUUUGAAGACUGGUUGGGUUCCAGUAUUAUCCGCUCUCUUCAUCAGUGGCUUUGGCGGAUUAAUUCUUGAUCGUGUUGUCAAUAUAUAUCAAGGAUUUGCAAUUUUCCAACCAAUCAUUAACGGUAUUGGUGGCAAUCUCGUGUCAGUCCAAGCAUCUCGUACUUCUACAAUGCUACAUCAGUCUUCUGUUAUGGGAAUUCUGCCACCAUAUGCCAAAAUAUUUAUAGCACCAUGGAAAGCACUUUUCAAAGGAUUUCCAACCGCUAAGACUGCUAGAAUGCUCAUCGGCAUGGCGAUUAUCGGUCAACUGAUCUUCGUGUUUGUCGCUGAUUACGUGAAUCAAGACAAUUGCACGUUGCACGCAUACUUCGUGGUCUCCUACGUGAUUGUCUCCGUCUUACAAGUGAUGUUCCUGCUGUAUAUCGCGCAUGUAAUGAUCCAUGCCAUGUGGCGAUAUAAAAUGGAUCCCGACAACUCAGCAAUUCCCUAUUUAACAGCAUUGGGAGAUCUCAGUGGAUCGCUGUUCCUAGCGUUGGCCUUCUGGUUUAUAUAUGCAAUACACGAGGAAUAUUGCGCAAGUAAAUAAGUUUGCGGCACAACGCAGAACAAUUAGAUUUAAAGUUAAAAUAGUCACACACAAUAUAGAAGAGUAAUAAUAAUUCAUAAUAAUUUUUAGCGAUAAUUUUACUAAAACAAAAAUAAACAAAUUAAUUGUCGCCAAGAUAAAUUGAAUUUAAUUUUUCACGGCUUUUAUUUAAAAUGACUGGCAAAACUGAAUAAGAGACAAUAGCCAGAAUGACUCGAUUAAUAUUCUCGAAAAAAAUAAUAGAGCCGGAACGAUAUUGGAAAUAAAGACGAGGGAUGUAGAAAGAAAAAUACUCACGUUAGAUAUGUAAUUUAAAUAAUCGUUAUUGACUGUUGGUUAAUCGUUAAUGCUAACGUGAACGAGUAAUCCACAAUUGUAAGACAGAAACUGUUCGAUCGAUUAGCCGAGAUCAAUACGAUAAUUAUAGUUGUAAUUUUAGCAGGCACAAUUUUCUUCAACAUGUCGCGCAUUUUUUCGGCGACAUGAAUAUCUCGCAACUCAAUAGAAGCCUAGUCAACUUAGUAGCAAAAAUUCAAUAGCAUCUAAAAGAUAUUUAGAGAAUGUGAUAAAUAUUCGCCUUUUAGAUAUCAUUUAUACAUUCAUGCUAUUUUAAUAAUAAUGUCGCAACUUAACAGAAGGAAGUACAAUAGCGUUGCGACACAUGCUAGUUUUAAGAUAGCAAUCGUAACUUAUCAGAUCAUGAAUAGUCGUGAAUUAAGCAAACGUAUCUCUAAGAAUUUAUAAUCUUAGAGUUUGCUGAAAUUUGAUUUGUACAUAUACCAAUAUUAGGCAAAAUAUAUUCACGGGUAACACCGAUUUUAGACAACAUAAAAUUCCAUAAAAUAGUAAAGUUUUAUUUCUAAUUUUAUGUAUUGUGCAAAAUACGGAACACAUUUAAAUAUUUAUACGCAUAUACACACAAAUCUGCAGAUAUAAUAUUCUGAUUUUUCAAAUCUUAUAUGUAUAUAAAUAUAUACAAAUAAGAAGUUAUACUAAUAAGAGUUCUGUUGCAAAUUGUCUAAAAUAGGUUUAAUGAACAUAUGGUGGUCAAUAGUUUUGAAUAUGCAUUUUAACAUAUGUUAAAAAUGUAUAUUAGUAUAUAUUAUAUAUAUACUAAUAUAUUUAUACAAAAAUGCACAUUUUUACACAUGUUAACUAUUUAUAUAAAUAAUUUUAAAAAUUUAUAAACAUAUAUAUAUAUACAUAUAUCUAUAUUUUUUCUUACAAAUGCAUAUUCAAUACAAAUAAAAAGCAGAAUCUUGUUGCUAGUUGUCGGAAAUAGGCAUCUCUAAUGAUCAAAUGAUUUUGAAUAUGCAUUUAUAUGACUUCUUUAAAUAUAUAUUAAAAAAUAUAUAUAUAUAUUAGUAUAUAUUAUAUAUAUACUAAUAUAUUUAUUAGUAUAUAUUAUAUAUAUACUAAUAUAUUUCUAAAAAUGCAUACUUUUACACGAGAAAUAUGUCAGCAUAUUUUAUAUAAAUAAUUUAUAUACAUAUAAGUAUAUUUUUCUUACAAAUGCAUAUUCAGUUCGCGAAUACAUUAUGUCCGCUGUCACAUACGUAACAUUACACAAUUGCGCCUGUCAAAAUGACAUCCCAAUGUCGCAUUAACUAUGUGUCAUUAAAGCAAAUGCUGAUUGCGAUCUUUCUUUACCGCUGGCUUACGUAUUUUGUUUAAUUAUGCUAGCGAUUUUCAAGACAAUGGUUACGUAAUACGCAUUGAACAACAAGUAAUUAAUUUCGCGUUAAUUAUCAGUCUUCAAACACGUGAAGAAUUUGCAAGGACGCAUUUCUAAUGCUUUGUUAUGAUAUUGAUAUGAUAUGCAGCUGCACCAAUGUUACCAUAACUAAAUUUAAAAAAUUUUUAUCUAAUUAGAUGUAUUGAACGAGAUUACUUAACACUCGUUUUUUAUCAGCACUUGUUUUUUCGCAGUUUUAACGAAGUUUUAACAUAACAUUAACGAAUAUACCGCGAAUAUACAUGCAAAAUGUCCAAAAUUCAAACGAUAUGUUUAAUAUGUUAAAACCAUCGGAUACCAAAAUGCUCGGUCUUUUAAAUAAUUUUAAAAAUAAAUUAUUUUUAAGUCGUGCGUUUAAUAUAGAAUAUUUAUAUUCGUGUGUAUUUAAAAAAAAAAUGAUGCAUAAUUGGGACAUAUUGUCUGCAUGUAUCAUGCACUUAAACUGUAUUAAAUAUAAUUUUUACUAUAUAUAUAUAAUCUAAGUAUUUUACUUGUCACAACGAAUUCAUUAUGGGUCUGGCGAAUUUUAGGAUUAGUUCAUUCAAUUGGAUCGCGUUAAUGAUUCAUGAAGCAACAGUAUUUUUCUCUCAAUGAAUUUUAAUAUUAUUUAAUUUUUUAAUGUUAUUUACUAUUCAGAAUAGCGAAAUUACGAUUGUUGUAUUAACUAUUUUUUUUCAGUAGAUAUACCGCUAUGUACAAUUAAUUAUACAAACUCAGGUAAUCAUCUUCCGAACAGUAUUUAUUAAUAUAGUGUAUCCUUAUCAGAAAUGUACUUAUUUAUCCUAAUUCUGUCCAAUAAUAGCAUUAAAUAUUUCGACCUUUAUAUAUUGUUUUAGUAAUUCAUCAAGUGGUGAUAAAUAUUAAUGUAUCCUAUGUAUUUCAUAACGAACCCAGCAAUCACAAUGUUAUGUAUAACAUACCUAUUAGUUGCAAUUUCUGCAAUUUUCUACUCAACAUCAUGUUACAUUGUAUAACAUAUAUUAUAUAACAGCUACAUUAUUGAGUAAGAAAUUCCAACUAAUAGGCAUGUUACAUGUAACAUUGUGUUUGCUGGGAAUUAUUUGUCCAAAAGUUACUGCAAAUAUAAAGUAACUGUAUAUAAAAUUCUAAAAUAAUACUUUUAAGGAGCAACUA
Odontomachus brunneus is the source of this 5441-nucleotide messenger RNA. RefSeq names its product solute carrier family 41 member 1. The coding region runs from base 848 to 2572 and encodes 574 amino acids. Gene Ontology annotation, biological process: monoatomic cation transport. Gene Ontology annotation, cellular component: plasma membrane. The transcript is spliced from 9 exons. NCBI's taxonomy places the organism in Eukaryota, Metazoa, Arthropoda, Insecta, Hymenoptera, Formicidae. The record is from RefSeq and is a predicted model, not a curated record. Gene Ontology annotation, molecular function: monoatomic cation transmembrane transporter activity.